Gossypium raimondii (Peruvian cotton) is the source of this 2379-nucleotide messenger RNA. RefSeq lists its product as hypothetical. The transcript is spliced from 7 exons. Lineage: Eukaryota; Viridiplantae; Streptophyta; Magnoliopsida; Malvales; Malvaceae. The record is from RefSeq and is a predicted model, not a curated record. Bases 162 to 2222 code for a protein of 686 amino acids. Gene Ontology annotation, biological process: phloem development.
CUUGAAACACCUUUGAUUAUAUUUAGAACCGAAAUUUGGGCAAGCUAAGUAUGUUUAUCUCAAGGUUUUUUGUUUUAAGGGGAACUAUAAUAACCAGCUUUAUAUUACAUUACAUCUCAACUGAUGCAUACUUUUGCCAUUGAUUCACUACCACUCAAGUCAUGACUUCAGUUCAAAGCGGCAGCUUCUGGCAACAUUCCCAGUCGUAUUUAGAUGAUGAAAUCCUGAUAAAGAAGCUCCUCCUUAGCCAUGACCCGGACCGCCGUCGCCUCAAUUCCGAGAUGCUACUUUCUGCAGUGGAGAACAUCGUGUUUCAUGCUACUGCAUCAGAAGAACUAGUUUCUGACAAACCUGUUAAUGCAAAUUUCAAGAGUAACAUUAGCAACAUUGAACUAAUUGAAUCACCAGAACCACUGAUGCAUACCAUCUAUAAAAUUGCACAUGAGAUGCUUUGCAAGAGCCCUGGUGAAGAGGAUCUUCAUACGAGAACAAUGGCGUCGUUGGAUUUACUGGGAAGCCAUAGAUGGGGUGCGAAAGCUGCAUUAGCACUUGCGGCUUUUGCAAUUAGCUAUGGUGAAUUCAGCCUCCUAAUGCAGCUACGCCCUCAUAUUCCCUUGGCGGUAUCAAUUGCAAAUUUUAAACAAAUUCCAAGUAACAUGAGCAUGUUGAAGCCUCAAGUGAGGGCCUUAAGAUCGCUUUCUAAGACCAUGGUGGACUUGACAAAGUGCAUCAUCGAAUUUGAAGCUCUGCCUCUUGUACAUGUUGGACCAGAUAUGGAGGACCUAGCCGUGAUGAAGCCCAAAAUCUAUGUUACAGCUUACUGGAUCAUUAGAAGCACAUUGGUUUGCUCUUCUCAAAUCAAAAGCCUGAUGGCCAUGAAGCCUGAGCAAGUGUAUUCAAAUAUAACGAUUGCGGCAUGGGAGCUCUUGAGUUUAGACAACAGGUUAAGCAGCAUAUACAGUCACCUUAGGCCGCAGGUGGAUGCUUUUCGUCGACAAACAGAGGCAAAGAUGCACCAGAAGCUACUGAGCCUUUUUAAGAAGUCCCAUAUCGACAAUCAAAACGUUCUUCAGAUGUUGUUUGCUCUAAAAGAUGACUUGCCACUUAAGGAUUGUUCUACACAAGAAAAGUUAGGUGUUUCUGCAUUGAAAAGCAAGGUUGUCCUACUUCUGAUUUCCAAGCCAGAUCUCCUUCCAUUUGAGCAGUUGUUUUUUCUAGUGAACCAAACAUAUGAUCAUCCUCACAAUGACAAGAUAGAAGGAAGCUAUGCCAUUAUAUGGGUUCCCAUUUCAUUUUAUGAAGCAUGGACAGAUGCCGAGCAGAAAUUGUUCGACUUUAUAUCAAACUCCAUGCCAUGUUACUUGGUACGACAACCUUGGUCUCUAAACUCUGCUGUGGUAAACUUCAUGAAACAAGAAUGGAACUAUGGAGGUGAAGCCAUUAUGGUAGUUUUGGAUUCAGAAGGGAUGAUUACAAACUUGAAUGCGCUUGAUAUGGUAUUCAUAUGGGGUUCUAAAGCAUACCCUUUUUCACUUUCAAGAGAAAAUGAGCUUUGGGAUGGGGAGCAAUGGAAAAUGCAACUUAUCACAAAUGAAAUUCACCCCAUCCUCACACAAUGGGUUGAAGAAGGGAGAAAUAUUUGCAUCUAUGGAAGCGAAAACUUAGAUUGGAUUAGAGAAUUCAAUGCUAAAAUGAAAGAUAUAAAGGAUGCAGGUAUGCAGCAUGAGAUGAUAUAUGUUGGUAAGAAUAACCCUGGUGAACAUACAAAAGAGAUUUUAAGCAUUAUGAAUAGAGAAAUACACAGCAACCUACUCUCUUUCACAAAGAUACAGCUCUUUUGGCUUAGAUUAGAGAGCAUGAGAAGAUCUAAAUCCAGACUAGGGAACAAUGCCAGUACUGAUAAUGUUGUAGCUCAGGUCUCAGCCUUGCUGGAUAACAAUAAUGACAAUGGCUGGGCAGUAUAUGGCAAAGGAUUGUCAACAGAUAUUGUAAGGGUUGAAGGGGAUGAAAUCUUUCGAUGCUUGAAUCUGUUUCGACAGUGGGGCGAAAAUGUGGGUCGGUUGGAAUUCAUAGAUGCUCUCAGGACUGUCCUUGAGCCGCCUCUGGUUGAUGGGCCUUGCAAUCACACACAAGUUGUUCCUUAUUCUGAAGGGUUAGUUCAAGGAAACAUGGUAUGCCAGAAUUGCAAGCUGCUUAUGAAGAAGUUCACCAUCUAUGAAUAAAUUGUCAGUAAUUAAAGUAGGAAAUCUCAGUGAAGAUUUUCCGACUCAAAAAACUUUUGUUGAAUGGACUGAUGAUAAUGCUGAUUUAAUCAUCACACUUCUAUGUGAUCAUUUCCGAAGCUAAAUAUUUAUUACAAAUAAAUUUAACUUAGAUGAA